AUGCCUCCAACCUUUCGAAGUGCGUAUGCUGGAGGCUACAGCGAUGAGAUAAAGAAACGGCAACUCGAAGCCCUCCGUCAUGCCAUCCUGAGUCACGGUGCCAAUGUCGCUUUGACGAAGAACAACACAAAAUGCCGCAUCUGCUCGGGAAAUCAGACCGUUGAACUGAAGUGCUGUAUCUGUGAUAAGAUCAAGAGUCUUGAUGAAUUUGCCAAAGCUCAAAGACAAGACAGGGACGCAGCGAGAUGCAUGAAUUGCGUGCAGAGUCACGCCGAUGCCGAACCAGUUCUCGAGGAGCCCAAGCUCUUGACUGAGAGUGAGCUUUCCACUGCCCCCGAUACGUACACAACUGGACAAGUUGAGUCUCGUUCCUUGAUCGCAUCCACCAAGAAACUCGCUCCCACUGCUCAACAUGUUAUCAGCAGCGGGGAGAAAGACACCGAUGAUGUUGGCGGCGUGUCGCUCAUUGAAGGUCAUAACGAGAAAGAGAACUCGGCGCGCCCAGGACGACCUUUUAUGGCUUUUGACCCUGAUGGAGUGGCCCACCGCCGCUCUGGCUCCCCCUCUGGCGCCCCCCGGUCCGUUCACGGCGGGUGGGCGUCAUGGGGAGUGGAUGUUAAUGCUACCGUCACUAAAGCCAUUCCCAAGAAGGCCGGUUCCUCCAAGUUCGCCAAGGUUCCGGGGAAGCGAUUCGAGAAACAUGAGGCUCCUACGAUGAGGGUCCCCGAGCCAAUCGGGGCCACCGUCCCUUCCGACGAGGAGGCAGGAGAAGAGGCCGGGGCCGAAGACUAUCUCUAA
Messenger RNA from Aspergillus thermomutatus, 798 nucleotides. RefSeq lists its product as uncharacterized. Bases 1 to 798 code for a protein of 265 amino acids. The record is from RefSeq and is a predicted model, not a curated record. The transcript has 5 exons. Lineage: Eukaryota; Fungi; Ascomycota; Eurotiomycetes; Eurotiales; Aspergillaceae.